Messenger RNA from Salvia miltiorrhiza (redroot sage), 1017 nucleotides. RefSeq lists its product as uncharacterized. Gene Ontology annotation, molecular function: zinc ion binding. The record is from RefSeq and is a predicted model, not a curated record. Bases 1 to 1017 code for a protein of 338 amino acids. The transcript is spliced from 5 exons. Lineage: Eukaryota; Viridiplantae; Streptophyta; Magnoliopsida; Lamiales; Lamiaceae.
AUGGCGGUGGAGAUGAUAUACUGCGGACACGAAGAAUCUUAUGGAUUGCUACCAUGCUAUCUUCACAUGUUGCGGAUGUGCAAUCCGGGAUCGGUGACUGACUUGGAAGUUGAUGAGAAUGAUCGGUUGAAGCAUCUCUUCGUAGCACUUGGUUCUUACAGAGUCGCGUACACUAUGUGCAUGAGGCCAAUAAUUAUUGUUGACGGCACACACUUGAAGGGCCGCAAUAAAGGUGUUUUGUUCGUUGCCGUCACAAAGGACGACAACGAACAGGUGUUUCCAAUGGCUUUUGGGAUUGGUCCGAUCGAGAAUGAUGAAUCGUGGAAGUGGUUUUUCUAUCGGUUGAAGGUGGCUUAUGGUCAGAAUUCUGAGACGUUGAUUGUUUCCGAUGCCCAUAUUAGUAUACAGAAUGCGGUUAAGUAUGGCAAGGCAGUCGUUGCUUUCUACCAAAAGGCGGCUUAUGCAUAUCGAGAGAGUGAUUUUGACAAGGCAAUGGCAAGCUUAAAGGCAUUAAACGAAGACGGGGGAGCAUAUACCAAACUUAUGCAGGUUGGUCCUGAGAGAUGGGCUCUAAGUGUCCUACGUCUGCCUAUAUGCUCCAUGGUUGAGGCGAUCCGUCAUAUCAUAGAAAAAUGGUUUGAUGAAAGACAGGAAGCUGCAAAGACGUUUUCUGCAGAUGUUACACCAGAGGCUCUACGAAAGCUGACUACUGAAUUGGAGAGGUCGCGGAGAUAUGAGGUGGUUGCCAUGUCUCCAUCUGCUUUCAAAGUAAAAGAUUCAAACAUGUCAUUCAAAGUGAAUGUACAAACGCAGUCAUGUACGUGCUUCGAAUGGGACACGAACCUGCUACCGUGCUCGCAUGCUGUUGCAGCUAUAAGGCAUUUAGGCGAUGACUUAUCUAAGCAUGUUGGAGACUAUUAUCAAUCAACAAAGCUACGAGAGGCAUACUCGUAUCGGGUAAACUCUGUCCCGCCACAUGCUUCAUGGAUAGUCCCUGCAGAUGUUGCAAUAUCUUAA